Triticum aestivum (bread wheat) is the source of this 2119-nucleotide messenger RNA. RefSeq names its product peptidyl-prolyl cis-trans isomerase CYP65. The record is from RefSeq and is a predicted model, not a curated record. Gene Ontology annotation, cellular component: catalytic step 2 spliceosome. Lineage: Eukaryota; Viridiplantae; Streptophyta; Magnoliopsida; Poales; Poaceae. Gene Ontology annotation, molecular function: ubiquitin protein ligase activity; peptidyl-prolyl cis-trans isomerase activity. Gene Ontology annotation, biological process: protein folding; protein peptidyl-prolyl isomerization; protein polyubiquitination. The transcript has 11 exons. The coding region runs from base 172 to 1947 and encodes 591 amino acids.
GCUGAGCCGCUGACGAAUAGGCCAGCCGCCUACUAUUCCCUUCUCUUUCCCCGACCCCAACACUUGCGGUCGUCAAAUCUCGCCGUCCCACCUCGCCGCCGGCGAAACCCGACCGCCCGGCAGGGCAACCGCACCACCGGCCGGAGGCCCGCGCUUGUAGGAUAGUCGGAGAUGGGGAAGAAGCAGCAUAGCAAGGACCGGAUGUUCAUAACUGCCACGGAGUGGGCGACAGAGUGGGGCGGCGCCAAGAACAGGGAGGCCAUCGCGCCAUUCCAGCGCCUCCCCUUCUACUGCUGCGCGCUCACGUUCUUGCCAUUUGAGGAUCCGGUGUGUACGGCAGAUGGAAGCGUCUUCGAUUUGAUGAGCAUAAUCCCAUAUAUUAAAAAAUUCGGGAAGCAUCCGGUAACUGGAGCAGUGCUGAAGCAGGAGGAUCUAAUUCCUCUCACUUUCCACAAGAACACAGACGGAGAGUUCCAGUGUCCUGUUUUAAAUAAAGUUUUCACAGAAUUCACGCAUAUAGUUGCUGUAAAGACUACGGGGAACGUCUUCUGUUAUGAGGCAAUCCAGGAGCUUAACAUUAAGCCAAAGAAUUGGAAAGAGUUGCUAACCGAUGAGCCCUUUGCACGAAAGGACUUGAUAACAAUUCAGAAUCCAAAUGCGCUUGAUACCAAGGUCCUAGGGCAAUUUGAUCAUGUUAGACAAGGCCUCAAACUUGAUGAUGAAGAGUUGCAGCGGAUGAAAGAUGAUCCAACCUACAACAUAAAUGUUGCCGGUGAUCUUAAGCAAAUGAUGAAGGAACUUGGGACUGAAAAAGGAAAAUUAGCUUUUCUGCAUGGUGGGGGAGGACAGAAAGCUCAAAAGGAAAGAGCUGCCGCACUGGCUGUCCUUUUAGCAAAAGAAGAGAAGAGUGACUCAAAAUCGAGCAAAGAACCUAAACCUCCUCAACCAUUCAGUGUUGUGGAUGCUGCUUCGGCUUCUGUUCAUGGCAGAAGCGCAGCAGCAGCAAAAUCUGGCACUGCUGAGAAAACUGCUGCUAGAAUUGCUAUGCACAGGGCAGGGGAUCGGGAUCCUAUAAAUGCUAAAUUGGUUAAAAGUCGUUACACUACUGGAGCAGCUUCACGUUCUUUCACGUCGACUUCCUAUGACCCCGUUACCAAAAAUGAAUUUGAGUAUGUUAAAGUUGAAAGGAAUCCAAAAAAGAAAGGAUAUGUUCAGUUGCAUACCACCCAUGGUGAUUUGAAUUUGGAGCUUCAUUGUGAUAUUACUCCUCGGACAUGUGAAAACUUCCUAACACAUUGUGAAAAUGGUUACUACAAUGGUCUUAUCUUCCAUCGUAGCAUCAAAAACUUUAUGAUUCAAGGAGGUGAUCCAACUGGCACAGGAAGCGGAGGGGAGUCCAUAUGGGGUGGUCAACCUUUCAAGGAUGAACUGAAUUCAAAGCUGCUACAUUCAGGAAGAGGUGUUGUCAGCAUGGCGAAUUCUGGGCCCCAUACCAACGGGUCGCAGUUUUUCAUCUUAUACAAGUCCGCGGCACAUUUAAAUUUCAAACAUACAGUGUUUGGCAUGGUGGUUGGUGGUCUGCACAAUCUUUCAGCAAUGGAAAAGGUUCCUGUUGAUGAUGACGACCGCCCAUUGGAGGAAAUAAAGUUACUGAAAGUUAGUGUAUUUGUGAAUCCUUACACGGAACCAGACGAGGAAGAAGAAAAGGCAAAGGAGGAGGAGAAGAACAAGGAUGAAGAUCAUGAUAAGGUGGGGUCAUGGUAUAGCAACCCAGGGACUGGUGUUUCUGCUUCAACGAGCGCUGGUGGUGGAGUUGGCAAGUAUCUCAAGGCUCGGACGGCUGGCUCUGCUGAUGCCACUGGAAAUGCCGCCACAGCAGAUGAUUCAAGCAAGAAGAGAAAAGCGAGUGCUCCUAGUGUAGAAUUCAAAGAUUUCUCUGGAUGGUAGAUGACGUGAAUUUCCCCUUUCUUCUCGGAAGAAACAGCAGGUUGAAACUUUGUAACAUUUGAGCAUAUGCGCCCAUGUUAUGAUAGUGUAUUAACUGUCCAGAAUGCGGUCUCGCAGCUCACAGCAGAUUUUUCAGAAUCCACAUCUUAGUCAAACACGCAUGCUCAGUACU